AUGCCUUCCUCUUGUCAAUCGUCUCCUCCUCCAUUCCAAGUCCGAACCGAAUCGAUUCAAUUCACUUCCAAAGCUCCUUCCGGUAAUUUGACUCUCUUCGGAACUCUUUACAUUCCCUUCCAUUCUUCUUCUUCCUCUAUUCCUAAUCAUAUCAAAGAUCAUCCCUCCAAUAAUAAUAUUAAUUAUAAUAAUAAUAAUAUUAAUUAUAAUAAUAAUUACAAUAAUAAUAUUGAGAAACUUCCAGCAGUCGUUCUCGUUCAUGGCAGUGGUCCUCAAAAUCGAAAUGAAUCCAUUCAUAAUUACGUCUUUCUCAAUACAGAAGCAAAACCCGAAUGGAAGAAACCCUAUUGUGGAUAUACGUUACUCAAUUUUAAUACAUUUCAUGAAUUGGCCAUGCAAUUAGCUUCUCAAAAUGGAAUGAUUGUUCUCACCUAUGAUAAGAGAACAUGUUGUUCUGUUUCGAAUACGGCAUGUUCGAAAUGUCGUGUCGAUCCUGUCACACAUCAAUUCACACGAGAUUCAUGUUUUUAUGCUUGUCAAACACAACAUGCUCCUCAAUUAUUGGAUUUGAAUGUUCUCACGUUGGAUGAUUUGGUAUGGGAUGUGGUUCAUGCAUUGGAAUAUUUGGCUCUGAAUCGUUCCAAAGAUUUAUGGAUCGACACCACUAGAUUGAGUUUAUUGGGACAUUCGGAAGGAGUUAAUGUCGUAUUGAAGGCCAUGAAUGUAUUUAACAUGAUGAUGAAUGAUUCGACAAGACCUAGAUCAACCAAAUAUGGAAAUGAAUGGAACCAUCAAGAUGAAGAAAAUCACUCGUCCAAUACAACAACAAGUUGUGGAAAAUAUGAAUCACGCCUCCUCAAUGUUCCUCCACGAGUGAGCAAUGUCUUUCUCAUGAAUGGUGUCGUUUUCGAUUAUGGACAAUUAUUACUAGAUCAAUAUCAAAGAAUAUUGAACAAGUGGAUACUUAUUAAGCAAGUGUGUGAAAAGGAAGAUCCUUCCUCGCCUCUCAUUCUCAACGCCAAUCAAGCCAUUCCCAUCACGAAUCAAACCAUCAAGGCUCUACAAGAUUUCUUUCCAAAAUUUAAGGCUGGACAAUACCCUUUGAAUUGGGUCUAUUCCAUUGGAGGAGCUGUUUCAGGAUACUUUUUGAAAUCGUCGUACGAAUUUACAUCGAUUACAAGAGAACAAUUAUUGUCAAUGAAGAGUCAUGGUAGUAGUCGUAGUAAUGAAGAGGAAAAUGAUGAUCAACCUCCCUUCAUUCCAUUUGUAUGUUCAUUGAAUUCUCCAACUGAUCUCAAUAUUCAACCCAAGGAGUAUGCUGCGUUAUUGGAAGUGAUGGCACAACGAGAGUCAUCCAAGACCCUAGUUCGUGUUAUGGAAAAUUUAACACAUUUUGAUACACCGAGUGAUUUGAGCAGUCCUGAAAUAACACAGCAGGUCAUGGAAUUUAUUCAAAAUUGUUUAACUUUUCAACCACCACUCAAGGAAAGGUCGAACAAGAAGAGAUGA
Naegleria lovaniensis is the source of this 1509-nucleotide messenger RNA. RefSeq lists its product as uncharacterized. The transcript has a single exon. Gene Ontology annotation, molecular function: carboxylic ester hydrolase activity. The record is from RefSeq and is a predicted model, not a curated record. The coding region runs from base 1 to 1509 and encodes 502 amino acids. NCBI's taxonomy places the organism in Eukaryota, Heterolobosea, Eutetramitea, Acrasida, Naegleriidae.